Boeremia exigua is the source of this 1479-nucleotide messenger RNA. RefSeq lists its product as uncharacterized. The record is from RefSeq and is a predicted model, not a curated record. Gene Ontology annotation, molecular function: oxidoreductase activity; FAD binding. NCBI's taxonomy places the organism in Eukaryota, Fungi, Ascomycota, Dothideomycetes, Pleosporales, Didymellaceae. Bases 1 to 1479 code for a protein of 492 amino acids. The transcript has 5 exons.
AUGAUUACCCGUUUGAUUUUUGGUUUGCUGUGCAUCGUCAGGCUGAGUUCGGCGGUGACUCAAGCGGAUAUUCAAAGUUACCUGAAAAAUCAUCUUUCUUCUGGUUCAGAAGUCCUCCUCCCUAGCGACCCAUCGUAUAGCACUGAGCUUAGAGAGAGAUGGAAUGCGUUCAGGGCGCCCACCUACGUUGUGGGUGUUAAACCCACUACCGCGGAAGAUAUUUCGAUUAUCAUCCGUUAUGCCUCUACGAACAGCAUCCCGUUCAUGGGUACAGGGGGUGGUCAUGGCUACACUGUGACCACCAGUGCUCUACAGAAUGGAAUCAACAUAGACCUCAGUGCCUUUGAUCGCGUCUCUAUAGAUGCUACAACAAGCACAUUGACUAUAGGCGGAGGAGUCACCUUUGGAGAUGUCUUGGACCCUGUUCAUGCGGCUGGAAAAGAGAUCCAGACCGGAUCUUGUUCAUGUGUUGGCAUGGUUGGUGCGACCCUAGGUGGCGGUAUUGGCGUCUAUCAAGGCCUUCACGGCUUGAUAAUAGACGCGCUGGAGUCAGUCACCGUCGUCACCGGAAAGGGUGACAUUGUCAAUGCAUCGCAAUCUGAGAAUAGCGAUUUAUUCUGGGGCAUCCGGGGCGCUGGACAGAACUUUGGCAUCGUAAGCUCUGCCACCUACAAGCUACACGAUCAAACCAAUGGUGGAUUUGCCUUGAACGGUGACUUUCUUUUCCCGCUCAGCGAGAAUGCGACCAUCUUCAAUAUUCUGGCAUCGUUUGCUGGGAACCAGCCGGACGCUUUAUCUCUUACCAGCGCCAUACAAUAUUCGGACACUUUCAAAACGGUUGUCAUAAUGGUUAACGCUGUAUUCGUCGGCGUAGAGAAAGACGGAAGAAAGAUCCUCGAGCCAUUGCUCUCAACUACACCACUAGAGUCCAAUGUGACCAUGAUUCCAUACAACCGCCUUAUACGAGAGAACCGUUUCGGAGCGGACCCCCUCGGCUGCAUUGCAGGCCUUCCUCAAGCGUCUUACGGCCUCAACUUGUAUCAUUUUGAUGUUGCGACCUAUCAGAAGACUCUUGCUGCGUACGUAAAAUUCUACGCCGCAACUGGGCUGACAACAUCGUUCAUGGUGACAGAGUUGUUCCCAACCAGGGUGAGCUUGGAGACACCCAACAUUAUGACAGCUUAUCCUUACCGUGACACGACAGCAUACUUGCAAGUACCACCUGCAAUGUUCUUCAGCUUUAGUGGCUUCACGACUGAUGCUCAAACUUCUUAUAUCACAAGUUUUGCUGAAGAGAGGCGUGCAGAGUUUACGAAGCUUAACAGCGGGAAGGGUUUGCAAGUCUACGUUAAUUACGCGCAUGGUAAUGAAGGCCGCAUUGCCUGGUAUACUGCAGAGAAGCUCCCAAAGCUGGAAUAUCUCAAGAAACAGUGGGAUCCGCAAAAUCUAUUCAACUUCACAAACGGUAUUACUUAUUAA